AUGGAGUAUGCUAUGGGUGAAAAAAUAUGUGAUGCACCAUCCUCAAUAAUCAAUGAUACCUCUAUGCUUUCAAAUGCCAACUGCGCUGUAUUGGAGCAACAAUCCAAUCUGGAUGGCGCUGCUUCGGGAGGGAAAACCGGCGACGACGGCGGAGGGGGCGGCACGCCGCUGCUCUGGGAGGGCGGGACGUCGCUGACCGCGAAAGGGGAUGGCGCUGCUUCGAGAGGGGGAGGCGGUGCUGAGAUUUGGAGGCAGCACACUGAUUCUAGUAGAAGUGGUUACAUCAGCGGUUCUGCAAUGCCAGGAGGCAGCAGUGGUGGUUCUGGCAAAGCUGGCAGCAAUGGUAGUUUUGGCAGAGGCGAAGAGAAGAGUUCUGCAAUUUUGGAAAAGGCGGCGGUGGCGGAUCUUGAAAAGGCACGACAGUGA
Arachis ipaensis is the source of this 426-nucleotide messenger RNA. The record is from RefSeq and is a predicted model, not a curated record. Lineage: Eukaryota; Viridiplantae; Streptophyta; Magnoliopsida; Fabales; Fabaceae.